This is a messenger RNA of Stylonychia lemnae, 4374 nucleotides long. The record is from the annotation of a GenBank genome assembly. NCBI's taxonomy places the organism in Eukaryota, Ciliophora, Spirotrichea, Sporadotrichida, Oxytrichidae.
AUGACCGAUCAAGGACUUACUGAGCCUCUUCUUAAUAAUUAAUGCGAUAAGAUAUAAGUUGGUGAAGAAAUCGAAGGAAGUACUACACUAUUUAUUUUGACAAGAAGUGGAAAUCUUUUAAACUAUUCAGAGGGGAAGCUUACACUUUGGAGUUUGCUUAGCAAAAAGAUUGUACACAGCGAAGAAUUGAAAGGAAUAACUGUUAUUUACGAAAGUCCAAAAGGAACAAACCUAUUCAUUGGAUAUAAUAAUGGUACGCUUGAAAGUCGAGAUCCAAAUACUUAAUAAGUACUUUAAUAAAUUUAUCUAAAAAGCGGUGUAAAAGCACUUAAAUCUGAUGAAAAAAAUUUGUAUGUAAGUCUGAGAAACGGCAAGGUUUUAUAGUUCCCCUCUAAAAAUAUUUCAAGAUCUAGUUAGAAGAUAAUAAGAUCAAUAGACAGAGGGUAACCCAUUACUCAUCUUAAGUUAUCAAGAGAUGAGACAUUUUUAAUAGGAUAUGUUGACAUUGAUUAAGUCGAAAUGCUCUUCAUAUAUAAUACUAUUAAGUCAGAAGAGUCUUGGUAAACUAAACUUGACUUAUCUCCUGGUGUGCUUAGAGAAGACCCCAACAAGUUAUUUGUCAUUUCUGAAGACUGCUUGAACAUUUUUAUAAGAGGAGAAAAUAAUAAAGGGGUGUGCAUGUUUUCCUUGUUUGAUGGCUCAGUAGUCUAGAAUAUGACCUCUAUGCAUACUAACUAUAUUAACGAAAUAGUUGUAACAAAGGAUUCUAAGAAAGUUAUAACUUGCUCCAGAGAUAGAAAGAUUAAGAUAUGGGAUUGGAUUCAACAAGAAUGCUUGGCAACAAUGAUUCUUCACGAAGAUAGUGUUGAGUCAAUAGUUUUAUCAGAUGAUGAAACAUUACUUUUUUCUGGAUCACACGAUAAAAUUGUAAAUAUUUGGUCCAUGCAUGAUUACCUCUUCCUUGCAAAACUAUAAACUAAAUUACAAAUAAGAUCUCUUCACUUAAGUGAUGAUAAUGAUAUUCUAUUGGCGAGUAGUAAAGAUCAUCCAAUUCAGGCAUAUUGGAUCUUGGAAGAUAAUGCGGAUGCAUUGAGAAUCAGAGUUGAAUUAAAAAAUGUUUCAAAUUGCUACGUAACUCCAAAUAAUGAAUUCUUGGUGACAAUGAUUGGCAAUUCAUCUUUAAAGAUUUGGAACCUAAAGAGUAGAUAAUUAAUUGAAUCACACAAAAUUAAUUGCGAAUUUGCAUAUAAUCUUAGAGCAUUGAACGGCACUAGAGACUCUGAGUACAUUUUCUUUUAAAAAGAAUAAAGUGAACUUUUGUAAUGGUCCUGUUCUUAAUAAUAAUAAAUCCAUACAUUUAAUCAUGUAGGCUAAGUACAAGACGUGGUUAUCACUAAAGAUGAUAAAAUUAUGUAUACAUUAAUUUACAGAAACAUCUACAAGUGGGAUUUGUAAUCUAAAUAAGAACUCUUAAGAUUUUCCAAGGAAGAUGGUUAUUAUCUCUAUCUUAUUCUCUCACAUGAUGAAUAACGCUUAUAUGCAAAUGUAUUAGGGCCACAUAUUUAUGAAUAUGAUCUCAGUCUUGAUGAAAAUUAGGAAUAUAAGAAGCUUGACAUCCUUAAUGACGCAGGUUGGCUCUAUUAUGAGCUAUCUCCAGAUGGCUUUACCGUCAUUCAGACUAAUUAAUAUAAUGGCUCAUUCUGGGUAUGCAAUAUAAUAGAGGGCAAAAUACUAAGAAUUCUAAACAAACAUUCAGAAAGAUUAAACUUUGUUGGCUUUACAAAGGAUGGUAAAUACUUGAUCACAAGGUCAAAAUCCGAGUCAAUUAUCUGGGAAACAACUGAUUGGAAAGUUCUUAUUACUAUAUAAGAAGAAUUUGGAGUUGUGACUUCAAGUUCAAGAUACGUUCAAGCAAUUAUUCAUGACGGUCUUUACAAAUAGUGGUCCGAUUAGAUUCUUUCAAGUUUCUCUGAUGAUUAUGCCAUUACAAGCACUGAAUAAGGAGAAAAAGUAACUCAAACUGCUUAAGAAGUAAAUGAAUCUGAUAUAAAAAUUACAGGAAAAUUUAACAAUCUGAUGAAAAUUUUUAUUGGUAAUGUCGGUAAAAAGAAUCUUGAUGAGAAAAAAUAUCUUCCUUUUCUCUAUAAAAGUUAAAUACAGCCAUUUAAGACAACACUUGUUCAUUUCUAUGCUUAUUAUAAUUAGGCUGAAUUCGUCCAAAAACUAUUGAGGAUGGGUAGUCCUUUUAUUGAGGAUUACAAUGAAAAUACUCCUUUAGAUUAUGCCAUACAAAAAAAAUCAUAUGAGACAGCAACAAUUAUUCUAGAAUAUUUCAUGAAGAGGUCUCAUCUCUAUGAUAAAUUAUCUGAAGAAAAAUUAAUCAAGUUAAUUAAAUUUGCUCCUUCAAAUCUAAAGGAAUUCUUUGAUUCAUCUGUGAAAGAAUAAGUAGCUCAGUAUCUUCCCUCAUUUGGAACCUUUGUUAGCGACCCUAUAAAAUAUCAUAACUCUUAAACUAACUUUAUCACUGUUUCUGAUGCUAAGAACAUGAUAUUAGAAGUUAAAGGAAAUGAUGAGCCUUUAGUAUUCAAGAGCAUUCAAAUCUAAUUUAAUAUGCAGCCAGGCUCUAUAUCUAGCAUCAAUUUUCAUAGAACUCUUUAAGAAAUUGAACUUUCAGCACUUAGAUCAGAAACAAUUUAAGCUUUGUUGGCAUAUAAAUGGGACUUGAUCAAGAAAAUAGUCUUUACAAACGGCUUAAUUUAUCUUUUCUAUAUGCUAGUAUUAUUUGCAUUCAUCUAAACCUAUAACGAAAUUUAUCUAUAUUUCUUAAUUGCAUUUGGUUUCUAUUUCAUGUGCUUUGAGAUUCUUUAAAUUUACUUGAACCAAUUGAAAUACCUUAGUGACUUUUGGAAUUUAUUCGAUUUUUUUAGAGUUCUUUUCCUAGUCAUUUUUAUCUUUAAAGCUUUCUGCUAAGAAGAAUGGUACAAAAGCUAAUCAAUGUUGUAACUUCUAAGCGCUCUUAAUUUCUUAUCUUGGGUUAGAGCUUUAUCCUUCUUGCGACUAAUUUAAAAGACAAGAAUUUUCAUUAGACUCUUAGAAUAGGUAAUCUAUGAUAUGAUACCUUUCAUGAUUGUUUUGAUUGGUGCAGUUUUAGGAAUAUCGCUAAGUUUUGAAGUGCUUAAUAACAUCAGUCUUGUUGAUGCUUUAAAACAUAAUUACAGACUUACAUUCGGAGAUUUUGACACUGAUAAUUACACAAAUGCUAACUGGUUUCUAUUUAUUAUUGGUUCAGUAUUAAUACCAUUGAUUAUGCUAAAUAUGUUAGUUGCAAUAAUGUCUGAUACCUAUGCCAGAGUUAUGUCUGACAUACUUCCAUCAGAUUUCCAUGAACUUAAUUAAAUGAUCCUUGAGCAAGAGGAAAUUCAAUUUUGGAAUAGAAAAAAGGGUAAAAGUGGUUUUCUUCACUAUGUAACACCACUUUUAAAAAAAGAAGGAAAUGAUUGGGAAGGUUAAAUCUAAAAAAUUAUCACAAUGCUCUAGUAAUAAAAUGGUUAAUCUCCAUAAGUGCUUAAUAAAACCUCAGAUAAAAUUGACCUAAUCAUUGAAAGUCAAAAGAUUUAAUUGAGAGACACAACUCUUAAAUUUGAUGAGCAAAAGAAAAGAUUUGAUCGGAUUUAGUAAGAACUUGACGUAAUCAUUCCUAAGCAAAAAAAGGAAAAAUCAUUAUAGGAGGAAGAAGAAGAAGAGGAUAGCGAUGCUGAGUUCUUUGAUGAAGACUAUUUAAAAGAAUAGUUAAUAAAUUCAUAAACUUUCUUCUAAGAAACUAGUAUAGAUGUAAAAGCAUUUGUCAAUAGGAGUUGGUUCAAAUAUCAUCCAAAUAAAUCAGGGAAAUUGAAUAAAUAAGAUUCUUUGAGAGCAAUAAAAGAUUUUUAUCAACAAAUAGAUGAUUUAACUUUGGAUGAAUCACAAAUUGAGGAAGUGUUCUAGAAAACAGAUCUUAACGGCGAUUAACUUUUGACUAAAACAGAGAUUUAUUUAAUGUUAAUGAGACUAUUAGGUUUAAAUGAAGAAGUAGAGGUAGAAAUAAGUUUGAUAAACUAAAGAAAAUGCCCUAAAGAUGCCUUCACAAGGUUCCUUGAGCCUCAAUAAAGGGAAAUAUUUGAAAAAAUAUGGAUUAAAUAUGACAGUGAUAAAAAAGGAUAUAUCGAUUCAAGCUCAGGAACUUAAUUAAUCAAAGAAUAUAGCAAAAGAACUCUAAGCUAUGAAGACUUAGCUAAUCUUCUAAAAUCUCUUGACAAGGAUAGCGAUGGGAGAAUAUCAAAAGAAGAAUUGCAAAAUUUUAUUGCAGAAAACAAAUAUUUACUGAAUGAAUACUGA